Strongylocentrotus purpuratus (purple sea urchin) is the source of this 6015-nucleotide messenger RNA. Its product is annotated as serine-rich adhesin for platelets-like. Lineage: Eukaryota; Metazoa; Echinodermata; Echinoidea; Camarodonta; Strongylocentrotidae. The coding region runs from base 1 to 6015 and encodes 2004 amino acids. The record is from RefSeq and is a predicted model, not a curated record. The transcript has a single exon.
AUGUCAGAUGAUACAAUAGAAGAGUCCACAUCAAGUUCGGUCUUUGAUUACAGGCAAGUGAAGAAAAUCGACAACCGCAAGAAAAAGCUGACAAAGACAUUUAAAUCACUCAGGAUGGAUCCGCCGGAUGAUGGCAUGUCCGACAUCUCAUCCGACGGCCAAACAGGAACUCUAAAGCCGAGCAUGACCAGUAAGAUGCCCGGCCCUAAGAUGGGGCUUGGAAACUAUAGAUUGAAGUCGGGCGCCGAGAAUGACGUGAAGAAAAUGCUCAGGAUGGAUCCGCCGGAUGAUGGCAUGUCCGACUUCUCGUCCGACAGCCAAACAGGAGCUCUAAAGCCGAGCAUGACCAGUAAGAUGCCCGGCCCUAAGAUGGGGCUUGGAAACUAUAGAUUGAAGUCGGGCGCCGAGAAUGACGUGAAGAAAAUGCUCAGGAUGGAUCCGCCGGAUGAUGGCAUGUCCGACUUCUCGUCCGACAGCCAAACAGGAGCUCUAAAGCCGAGCAUGACCAGUAAGAUGCCCGGCCCUAAGAUGGGGCUUGGAAACUAUAGAUUGAAGUCGGGCGCCGAGAAUGACGUGAAGAAAAUGCUCAGGAUGGAUCCGCCGGAUGAUGGCAUGUCCGACUUCUCGUCCGACGGCCAAACAGGAACUCUAAAGCCGAGCAUGACCAGUAAGAUGCCCGGCCCUAAGAUGGGGCUUGGAAACUAUAGAUGGAAGUCGGGCGCCGGGAAUGACGUGAAGAAAAUGCUGCAGAAGGCUGUGUCUACCUCACAAGAUGAUUUCAGUGAUCUAUUAUCACCUGAUCUCCAGGUUUCAACCCCUCAAUCUGACAGUCGGAGCAAGACUGAUGCAUCCGAUACUAUUGGUAGUGGUUCACCUCGUCAGGUUAGCGGAAGCGACGAAACAAAGGUGGACAUCGUUUCCAGUAUCACUGUUAUUACUGAUACAUCUGAAUUAUUGGUUGAACCUUCCACCAGAAGUUCACCUAUUACGUUGAGUGUUGACGAUAUGUCGGAGAAGAAAUAUAUAGUUGAAACAAAUGAUUCAAAAAUCACUUCCAGUGACUUACAAAGUUUGUCUUCAUCUACUAGUACUGAAAAUAGUGGGAGUGUUCUAACGUCGCCAGAGGAACUAGAUGUUGACACCGCCCAUUCCAGCGAGCUAAGAAGCGAGUUACAAAGCAGUGUUUUCAGUUCAGAGAUGAUAUCAGGAACAUCAGAAGAAGAUGUGGUGUUGCCUUCUACUGUAAUGAGUGUUUCCUCCACGAGUAUGGUCAGCACCUCUAGUGAAAAUGAAGAAUUAAGUGAGAACGUCGAGAUGCCAUCUUCUGAUGUUCCUACAUUGUCUUCCAGUUUAAGCACAGCAUCAGGGAGCGGCACGUCAUCUUCCAAGAGGUCCGGCAUAGAUCAUCUAGAUCUCCCUGCGGUGCUCAGAACAGAAGAACAAUCAACUACAGACUUAGCAGAUGAUGUCCCUGUGCAUCUAAGUAACAUCAACAUCACAGAGGCAUUACUCAGAAGUGACCCGUCACCGACUGAUUUCGAAGAUAGUGACACUCUGACAUCGUCCUCAGAUGAACAUAUCCCACCUAGCGAAUCUCCUACAGAAGAGGAGAGUCUUGAAGAACCAAUAGAAGAACUACCAGACAACAUAAUAGAUACGAUUAAAGUACAGGAAGUGCCGUUGAGAGAAAACGUGCAGAGUGGAUACUUGCCAGUGCUAACAGAAGACGAGAACGAAGAAUCAAGUGAUGACAUUAACACAGAUGUAGAAGACGAGGAAAGUAACGCCAUAGCUGCAUUGGAAACAGAAGACGAAAUAAUACAAGAAACAAGUACAGUACAACAACCAACUUCCAUGAAAAGCAGCAGUGAAUCAUUAGCUUCAUAUGAUGGCAAACCAUCAUCGGAUGAAUGUGCAGACCGUUUGUUUAUGGUCGACAUAAACAUGCAUGAAAUGGUUUUUGAAGAUAUUUCAAUCACGAAUGACGCGUCGGUUUCGUCUGUAGAAUCUGAACACCUGCCCACGAUUGUGACAGAGCCUCCAUCUUUAAAAUCAAGCGGGGAUAUAGAAAUUGAAUCUGUGAUGGAAACCGAUGAGUUUACUUUAGCUAACAUUGCACAUGAUAUAGCCCAUUUUGUCACAUUGAAUGCAGUAGCCAGAGCUUUCACCGAGAUUUUAGUCAAUGUCGCCAUCGCCAGGUUGACGGAGGAGCAAGAUUUAUCAUUUCAGAUGGAGAAAGCCCUGUUUCCAGGAAUUGCAGAGGAAGACAGGGAUAAGCCAACUCAUAUGCAUUGGAUCUCGCCACCGCGCUACAGCCACGGGAGGUAUGCUCACUCCAAAUCUGCGGACGGUAGACGAUUUGGCGAUUAUGAAUCGCAACAGUCAUGCAAAUGUACCGUUAGAGACGAAGAGGAAGAGCCAUUCUUUCUUUGUCUGGAACGAGCUUUCUUUCCAUGCCUUGCAGAAGAUGAUGAUGACACCAGUAUCAGGAGACCAUCCAGCCUGCCAGAGUCGGGUCACCACCCCUUACUCGAAAUGAGCGUGAUAGCAAACGUAGACAAAAGGGACAAGAAAACCCAACCAUGCAAGUUGAUUGAAUUUAUCACCACGGCGUCACAUGUAUCCACGAUUGCAGUUGAAACAAUUAGUCAGUGGUGGAGCGUCGUGACUUGUGUUUCUUGGACAGCCUGGACUUACAUCCGUGAAACCUUUGACGUGAAGAAUGUGAAAAGAAAUGAUAAGAGUACACAGUACGACGAGGAUGGCAUCGAUAGGUCUCAAGAUGAAGGGAUGCCUGGAUUGGUGAAAAGAGAUGAAAUGGGCUUACACAUCCAUGCUUCGAGAAUCGUAACUUCUGCAGUAACAUCAGCAGUUUUGGGAAAAGAGUAUGAAGUCUUGCCUGACCAAAAGUCGGAUGAAGAUUACCAUUUUAGACUGUCAGCAUCACCUGUUGUAGAGGAAGUCGUUGCAAACGCACUUUCCACUCAUUCGAUGUCUUCUGAAAGGGAUAGCCAACUUGACGAGGAUGCUGUAUCUGCUUGUAGUCUGAGUGACAUUCCGCUAUCAAGCAUCACGUUCAUGAGACAACAGCUUAUGGAUAUGAGAGAAAUCUUUCAAGCUACCGUCGCUGGGACCAAAGGUGAAAUUAACUCAACACCUCCCGUUCCGCCGAUUUCACCUGAAGAUGAAGAGCUUUUCAGUUCCCUUCAGAUACCAGAUGCUUAUCUCUUGGAAAGUGAAGAUGAAAUCAAGGUAGUUUCCGAGUCUGCUAGUUCCCCAGACGAAGAGCAAAUGCGGGAAAUAGCAGCCGCCUGUGCAGGAAUAAUCGCUGAUAUUCACCAUAGUAAUGUGGACGAUGAGAAACCUCUAAUUCCAUCCCCUAAAUCAGAAGAUUCGCACACAGUCAGCACUUCUGACAGUUAUAAUAACAGUAAUGAGAAUAUUGACAAAGACUCGAAACCGACAAUUGGGUUAGAAUUGCGUACAAUCAGUAAUACUGAUACUGAUAAUGUGUUUAAAGACCUGAGGCCGAAUUCGUGUAAACAAGAGAAGUUGGGCGAGAAAAGUAGUGGACAUGAAUCUAUAAUUGUCGAUUUAGCAACGCAGACUAGAACAGAUGAAAUCGACAUACAUGACGGCGCUGUAACACAAAAUGAGAGUGAUGUAUUAUUACCGAACAUUUCUCAAUCUAAGGAGCAAGAGGAAGAAAGUAUGGAUGCCAGCGACAUGCAAGAAGAUGAAUACAGUUCAACCAGUUCAUCGGUCCUUAGUCUCUCUGAUAUUCCUUUCUCUGGCUUCAGUUAUAUCCGAGAACAACUAAUGCACGUCAAGACCCUAGCUAAUUCCAUCAUGGAUGAUUUCAGUUCCUAUACGGAGGAGAGGUCCCUGGUAGCCAAACGGAGCAGUCAGCUGACUUGUAGUCCAGCGUUGGUUAGCAGUCAGAGCUCAUGUGAUUCUGCUCGCACGAUUGAAAACAACUCGUCGAAAAGCUCAAGUUGUUUAAAUCUGGAUGGAGAAUCGAAGUUGAAUGAACGCAAGGAGUCUUCUUCAGGUAAAGAGAAUGGUCAUCUCUUUGAUCGCACAUCUGAAUCAUACCAUGCUGUUCCUGUUCAUCAAACAGACAGAAGGGAAGAUGCAAUCGUUCAGCAAACAGAUGGUAGGGAAGAUGACAUAUUGGCCGAGAAAAGAAAAGUACAUUCACAAGUCAAUGGGUCAUUAGAAUGGCCAAACGAAAACAGCAAUGCAAAGACACACAAAUUCGAAUGCAAUCGAGAAACGGGCAAUGAAACGUCGGAGAAACGAGCAGGUUUGGGAAACCAUUCAAAAGAGAAAUCAACAAAGGAGACCGCCACAGAUAGAGGUCAAACUGUGCAAAUGUCAGAAACGCAUCAGUCGAGGCAGGUUGCAACGUUUUCACGAAACUCUCCCGGUCGGCGACAUGUCCUACCCAGAAAAAAGAGUGCUGACAAUCCCCACGGGUCGUAUUCUGGAGAAUCUUCGUGCAGUAUGGAUUGCAAUUCAUCCAUGGUAUCACGACCGAGCUCCUCAUUUUCAAAUGGAAGUGUGUCUUCGGGAAGCAGGAAGGUGACUGUUGAAUCGGAGAGUCAAGGCACAGGAAGGACCGACGUUUCUUGCCGAAUUUCAGAUCGGGGUAUCUGGGUAAACACAGCCUUUGUUAAUGCAAUUGAUGCAAAAGAUGAGGAACAAAUUAUGUCUGAUAAAAAGAACGCGGGUGAUAAUAUCGUGAAAAACAAAAUAAUGAUAAAUGUCAAGAUGUCUCCGAGGAGUCGGAAUAAACAUCAUUCACACCGUGUGCGAUCGAGAGAUAAAGAUACUCAAUCGCGGCUGGCAGCGGAAGAUAACCAGAAUGCACUUGCCAUCCUUGACCAUGAAACUAUGACGAAGAAACACCAAGACGUAAGAGUGAACGAAAUGUCCAUGCAAGUUCUCGAAGAGGUUAACCAUAUCUCUGAAACAAAGUCUUUAAAAACAGAGACUAAAGCUUUACGCACAGCAGACACACAAGUACUCAAUAAGGUGAUAGUAGGAAAGAAUUGUCGAAGGCAGGUCGAUAACUCGUCAUUCAAACAUGAAGAAUAUGAUGGACAAAAGCAUCAAAAGCUGAAAUCGUUGAACAGACUUACACCAACGAAGAAGAGUAGUUCCGAAUCACAAGGUUCAGAGGAGAGCGAAAAGACAUAUGGAGAUCGCAGUUGGGCAGCUGAUCAGAAACACACCAUGCGCGAGUGUUCAUCGGAUGGGACAGUCUCCGAACAUCAAAAGUUUCUCAGUAAAAGACAACCUUCGCUGAUAAGGAAAACUAGAGAAACCAAACCUCAAAAUUCUCCUUGUUCUUCUUGUGCAGAAAAGUCGGAUCAUCCAGGUGACUUACUUGCUGCUCCAGUCAUCUCUCGAUCAGAAAGAACGAGGACAGUUCUGAGCAUGUUAGAUGACGUUGCAGAGAACUUUUAUCUCGACACCUCUGUUCACGAUCAGAGCCCUCGUGUAUUAUCUGACUCAUCGGUUACAGAAAGCGACAGAGAUUCAGGAUCUCCAGACUACAGUUCAGAUUCUCCGCACACCCCUAGAUCCAACUCUGGCGUCUCUCUUCUCGGCUAUGUCUUGCGUAAUCUGAACUCAAAGAGAAAAAAGAGGAAAUCAAAAGGUUCAUCGUCAAGCACCCCAAAGGGUAGAAGGGGAAAGUCAAAGAAAGGAACCGUUUCAGCUUUAGAUGAAAUGCUUGUUGACCUGGAAGACGAUUACUUCAUUGAUGACGCCUUUCCUAACCUAGUUUCUGCCCGCGAUUCUUCUCCAAGUGAAGAUAACACGAGUCUGAAUGAAGUUUUACAAGAUCUUAUCGAAGAAUGGUCUUUCGAAGGCUUACAAGAGUCAUUAGAUUUCUAUCCUCAGUCUAUAGGUGACAGAAUCCGCGGAAAGCUAAACCUAUUCAUGGCCGAAAUUGGCAAGGGAAAGCGUAGAGCCGAACUAAUACUUAGGCGAGCUACUACUUUGUGA